GUUUGGCAUAUUUGAAUGAUGGGUAAGGAAGGUUAUUUAGGGUUGCUACAUAUGAAGUUACUUAUUGGUUUGUGUCUAGUACUAUUAUGACAAUUUCCAAAGAUAGAGUUAAACCAUCACCUCAUCCAGAUCGUUGGAAUUUGGGUGAAGUGUUUAUCUUAGCUACUGCUCUUGGUUGGUGGCUAACCGCAGCAACACUUAUAUACCUUGCUACAUUAUAUAAGACUUCAUUUUGGACGGAUACGUUCCACUUAUACGCAGACUGGAAAAAUCCAGUUUUGUUGGCUCAAGUUCCUCCGUACUUUCCAUACGGACCACAGAAUAGUUUCAUGUUGAAGUCACUAAUCUAUUUACAAGUGUCUAUGAUUGGUCAAGCUCUUAUUUUCUGUACUCGUGCUUAUUGGAUGUUCUUUAUGGAUCGUCCAGGUAUUCUUUUGAUGAGUGCCUUUUGCUUUGCUCAAAGUACUGCAACUUUCUUAUCCGUGUAUGCCAAUUGGGGAUUUACGGAUAUUGAAGGAGUUGGUUGGGGUUGGGCAGCAACUGCCUGGGUAUGGAAUGUGAUAUGGUUCCUUCCUUGUGAUUUUGUGAAGAUUGGAGUUCGUUCCAUUAUUUUGUCAAAGGGCUUUAGAAACUGGUCUGCGAGAACAUCAAAGAAAUUCUCUAUUAGGAGACUGGUGCGUCGUUUCCGUCGUGAUGAUGACGAUGAUGAUUCUGAAGAAGGUGAUGAAGAAGAAGAGGAAGAGGAAGAGAAUGGAAAGAAGAGUAAGAAUAAGAAUAACAAUGGCAAGAAGAAGAAGGAUGAGAAGAAGAAAUCCAAAAGGCAAAAGUCGACAGAGGAAUAUUCUUGUAAAAUCCGAGAUGAGAAAAAUGUGUGUCAUGAUUAAUUGUCUAUGAACGAACGAAUAAAAUUCCACAUAACCCA
Messenger RNA from Galdieria sulphuraria, 922 nucleotides. Its product is annotated as H+-transporting P-type ATPase. NCBI's taxonomy places the organism in Eukaryota, Rhodophyta, Bangiophyceae, Galdieriales, Galdieriaceae. The transcript has a single exon. The coding region runs from base 87 to 884 and encodes 265 amino acids. Gene Ontology annotation, molecular function: P-type proton-exporting transporter activity. The record is from RefSeq and is a predicted model, not a curated record. Gene Ontology annotation, cellular component: plasma membrane. Gene Ontology annotation, biological process: proton transmembrane transport; regulation of intracellular pH.